Molecule: messenger RNA, 1464 nt
Organism: Ipomoea nil (Japanese morning glory)
Lineage: Eukaryota; Viridiplantae; Streptophyta; Magnoliopsida; Solanales; Convolvulaceae
Product: RHOMBOID-like protein 1
Exons: 6
Coding region: 183-1307 (374 amino acids)
Biological process (GO): proteolysis
Cellular component (GO): membrane
Molecular function (GO): serine-type endopeptidase activity
Source: RefSeq, a predicted model, not a curated record
AAAUAGGGAGUAUAUAUAGUAUUUUCCUUUUUGUUUUCCCUUGUCCCCGGCAAAUUGCCGCUAACGUGUUUGUUAUAAUGCCUCUGACACCUGCUACACCGCUUCAUUGUUGACUUGAAUGCCCGCCUCCCUCUCUCUCCUAAACUACCGCUCUUACCCACUUCGCCGUCCGAGUUGUGCAGAUGGCCGGAAAAGACCCGCGGCGGUGCGGCAACACUAUCCACCCGGUGGAUGCGGAAUCGCCGCCCUUCCCCGCCGGGACUCCGAUUAAUUACGGGGAUAUCAAGCAUUUCCGGAAAUCGGUUCCCUGGUUGAUUCCUUGUUUCGUUAUUGCAAAUGUUGUCAUGUUCGUGAUCACCAUGUAUGUGAACGACUGCCCUAAGAACUCGAUUUCUUGCAUUGCUCGUUUCCUGGGGAGGUUCUCCUUUCAGCCCUUCAGCGAGAAUCCUCUUCUUGGGCCUUCGUCUGACUCGCUACAGAAGAUGGGUGCAUUGAAUGUGAGUAAAGUGGUCCAUGGACAUCAGGUGUGGCGCCUUAUCACUUGCAUUUGGUUGCAUGGUGGAGUUUUUCAUUUACUGGCCAACAUGUUGAGUCUUUUAGUAAUUGGCAUUCGGCUAGAGCGUGAAUUUGGAUUUGUGCGCAUUGGACUGCUUUAUAUCAUCUCUGGUCUUGGAGGAAGUUUGCUUUCGGCACUUUUUAUUAAGUCCAAUAUAUCAGUUGGUGCUUCUGGUGCUGUUUUCGGAUUAUUGGGGAGCAUGCUUUCUGAGCUGUUCAUUAAUUGGACUAUUUAUGCAAACAAGUUUGCAGUGUUAAUUACCCUGGUGGUCAUCAUUGCUAUCAAUUUAGCUGUGGGAAUUCUCCCACAUGUGGACAACUUUGCUCAUAUUGGAGGGUUUCUAUCUGGAUUUUUGCUUGGUUUUGUGUUUCUAAUGCGCCCCCAAUUUGGAUGGGUUAACCAGAGAUAUGCCUCUGCUGGAUAUACAUCAACACGUAAACGAAAAUUCAAGGUGUAUCAAUUGGUUUUCUGGGUUUCUUCUCUCAUCCUUCUGAUAAUUGGGUUAACCACUGCCAUUGUUAUGCUUCUUCGUGGAGUAAACUUGAAUGACCAUUGUUCUUGGUGCCACUAUAUGAGUUGUGUUCCUACUUCAAAGUGGAGCUGCAACACAGAACCUGUUUCCUGUCUGUCGGAGCAAAUGGCGAACCAGCUUACCUUAACUUGCUCAAACAACAACAGAACCCGAACAUAUCAAUUGCAAAAUCUGAGUACGUCUCAGAUUCAAGGGCUAUGUGGUCAGCUCUGCCGUUGAUACUCCAAAUCUUGUUUAUAAACUGUCGUGUAUUGGUGUUUCUUAUAUCACACUGUCUGUCUGUAAUUGGAUUCAUUGAAAUUGAUAGUUUGCAGAUGCACUUUGAUUUGCUUUAUAAAUAGACAACCAAUCUCCAGUAAAUAUAUUCAUUUUUUUU